Messenger RNA from Mycena citricolor, 2315 nucleotides. The record is from the annotation of a GenBank genome assembly. Lineage: Eukaryota; Fungi; Basidiomycota; Agaricomycetes; Agaricales; Mycenaceae.
UCACUUCACAGAAUACAAAUACAAAGCUCCUAAUCAUUCCUACACUUGGGAUCUGCUCACUCGUAUCGAUCAGUAGAGGAACUACGCGGAAGCUCCACCGCGCUUUCCGUGUGUGAUCUCAGGGAACCAUCUCGUCUCUCCGCACGUGGGCAGAUCGGCGCCAGGCAGCACCGUCAUCGAGUUCGCGCCGACCUUUACCUCCAGCGAGUCCAAGCGCGCAUCGUCCAAUGUCACCUCCUCCGCCCCGCGCGACAGCUGUACACGCCAGCUCAGCUCCUGGGUCAAGAAGGGCACGACUGUCUCGGGCUCGAAACUGGCCUGCGAGAGCACGCGUGCGAGGGCCUCGUUGAGGUGCACGAAGCCCUCGAUCACGAAGCCGCCGUCCGCGUGGGCCUGGGCGGUGCAGUUGGCGCAGCGCGCAGAGGACGUGUUCACGAACGCGGUGUGGGAGCCGACGUACGAGGGCGACGCCCGCCAUUCGAGAGGCGAUGAUGGGACGGGGCCGAGGAAGAUGAGGACGCAGAACGUCGAUGGGAGGGCGUACUUCUGCACGUGGAUACGGACGGACCAGUCGAGCAUCGUUGGUGUGGAGAGCGAUGGGGCAGGGUGAGCCGCGACCAGCGGUGCCGCAGUUUCGGUCUGCGUGUGCAGGGCAGCACGGAUGGUGGGCGUGUGAGGUGUGGGAGAUGGUGCGGCUUUGGCUUGCACUGGUGCCGCGCUGGCGACGUUUGUCGCGUCGGUGCUUUUCGCACCAUUCGCUGCUGUCGCCAUCUGGAAGAAAGUGGCACCGCCGUACAGCCUGUUCACAGCUCGAGAUAUCGCUGUCUUCACAGCCGCUGGCUUGGUCAGAUCGAGCCCGUUGAAUUCGGGAUACGAGUAGCCGAGGGUGCUAGUCUUGGUCGUCUGAGUUGAUAGCCAGAAGCCGGCCCGAAAUCGAGACACGUACCCGUGCUUGGUCCAAUAAUCGCGUUCGGUGGGAUAGUCCACGUUCCGCCUUCCGCCGGCCCACGCGACACCCACACGCCGGGGUUGAGAGCCGACCACAGCGAAAGCAUCCUGUCGACGUUUGCAUGGUGCAAGAAGAACACCGGGUCGAAGCCUGCUACGGACGGGUCACCCAUCUGACCUCCACCGCCAACAUCGUUGUGGAUUCCGUCGUGAAUGGCCUCGAGGCUGUUGCUAGCGCUGCCGCCAUCGUCGGCCGAGUGGUUACUGAAUGCGGGCCAGGUGUGGACACGAGUGAGCAGGCGGUAUGUGCUGGACCGGAUGUCCUCCGCGGAGGAUUGCAGCUGUCUGCGAUUACCGUCAGCGAGCAGAAACGUCUUCCACAUGUCAGCACCUACUGGAUCAGCGCUCGGACAUUGGUCUUUCCCUCUCUGGUCGGGUGCCUGAGCGUGGAGUCCCACUGGCUGUACGGUUCCGGGAAGCUCGCAUCAAUCGGGUGGAAAGUGUAUGCAAAGAGCGGGUUCGGCACCGCCCCUCGCGUUCCGUCCGGGAGGGUGAUCGUUACCUGCCUGUCCUGGAUGACCUGGUGCGGGAGGACCGCAUUUACGGCCCAGUCCCAAUAUGGGGCACGGAGAUUCGCAGCCGCCUGGGUCCAGCGCUCCGAAUCGGCUUUGUAGCCCUUGGCGAUCUCCACAGCUUUCGAGUUGAGCACUUGCUGUGUGAUUGUUAUGGACGGGAUUACGUGUCGGGACAAAACACGGACCUCGAAGAGAGCCACGUAGGGCCGGUGCCAGGUUGGGAAGAGGGUGGAUCCAUGGGUGCAAUACCCUCCCCACUGCAAGUCGGGCGGUGGGCUUUCCGUGCUGCCGGAUUCGUUCCACUGCACGUAAGGCAGCCCGUGGAUGCCGGCAAUCUGGAAGAAGGAGGUCACCCCUGCUUGGUUGUCGCUGAACAUGGACGCUGCGGGAUGGGUGCAUUAAUCGGCUGCAUCUGGAGACCUGGAAAGACGCACCGAGAGCUUGGAUGUACAGCGAAAACUGCUCCUCGCUCUUAAUGAGCUCGUUGAUUUCGAGACGGUUGGGUGCAUCAGCUCCCUGAGUGUUUCCACCUCUCGCUCCUGUGAUGACGAAAUGAGACGACAUGCUUGUACGAUUCCUGUUGUGUAUCUUGCGUUGGUUUCCCGUCCUGCUUUUAUAUCUUGGGCAUUGCUUUAAGGCAUUCCCACAUACCCAUAGGUAAAUGAAUGCGUUUCUUGAGUAUGCAUCUGCACCUCUACAUAAUGCGUUUCACCCAUCCGUUCGCGUAGGUAGCUGUGCGUCACACUAUACUCGAAGGGGACAGACGGGGACCUACUUGGAUGCAACACUUGA